CCUUGCCGCCCCCCCCGCCGCCGCCUUGCCCUGGGAAUGGCUGCGAAGCGCCUUGCUAUUGUCAUGUCGCCUUCUUUCCUGCACCCCAGCUUCGCCUUCAGCUCGCCCUUCGACCCCGACGGCACCCCCCUUAGCGAGCUCUCCUGGUCCUCGUCACUCGCCGUGGUGGCGCUUUCCUUCUCUGGUCUCUUUACCUUCAUCUUCCUCAUGUUGGCCUGUCUGUGCUGCAAGAAGGGAGACAUUGGCUUCAAAGAAUUUGAGAAUGCUGAGGGAGAAGAUUACGUGACCGAGUUCUCGGUGCAGGGCUCCCCGGCCACACAGAAUGGCCCCGAGGUUUACAUCCUGCCCCUCACCGAGGUGUCGCUCCCCAUGGCCAAGCAGCCAGGGCGCUCAGUGCAGCUGCUCAAGUCUACGGAUCUGGGUCGGCACACCCUCCUCUACCUGAAGGAGAUCGGGCACGGCUGGUUUGGGAAGGUGUUCCUGGGGGAGGUGAACUCGGGGCUCAGCAGCAGCCAGGUGGUGGUGAAGGAGCUGAAGGUGAGCGCCAGCGUGCAGGACCAGAUGCAGUUCCUGGAGGAAGCCCAACCAUACAGGGUUCUCCAGCACACGAACCUGCUGCAGUGCCUGGCCCAGUGCGCCGAGGUGACGCCCUACCUGCUGGUCAUGGAGUUCUGCCCGCUGGGCGACCUGAAGGGCUACCUGCGGAGCUGCCAGGUGGCCGACUCCAUGGCCCCCGACCCCCUCACCCUGCAGAGGAUGGCUUGCGAAGUGGCGUGUGGCGUCCUGCACCUGCACAAGAACCAUUACGUGCACAGCGACCUGGCUUUGCGGAACUGCUUACUCACUGCUGACCUGACCGUCAAAAUCGGGGACUACGGCCUCUCUCACUGCAAGUACAAAGGUGACUACUUCGUGACGGCCGACCAGCUGUGGGUGCCGCUGCGCUGGAUCGCGCCCGAGCUCAUCGACGAGGUGCACGGCAACCUGCUCAUUGUGGAUCAGACCAAAUCCAGCAACGUCUGGUCUCUGGGCGUGACGAUCUGGGAGCUGUUUGAGCUGGGAAACCAGCCGUACUACUGCUACUCCGACCGGCAGGUGCUCACCUACGCCAUCAAGGAGCAGCAGCUCAAACUGCCCAAGCCCCAGCUGAAGCUGUUGCUGUCUGAGCGCUGGUACGAGGUGAUGCAGUUCUGCUGGCUGCAGCCCGAGCAGAGGCCGACCGCGGAAGAGGUGCACCUGCUGCUCUCCUACCUGUGUGCCAAGGGGGCGACGGAGGCAGAGGAGGAGUUCGAGAGGCGCUGGAACUCCAUGAAGCCCAACAGCAGCUCCAGCAGCAGCCACCGCAGCACUGAGGUCUCCUCCUUCCCGCUGCUGGAGCAGUUCUCUGCCGAAGGCUUCCACUCGGACGGGGACGACGUCCUGACUGUCAUGGAGACCAGCCAGGGCCUCAACUUCGAGUACAAGUGGGAGCCCAGCAAGGCUGAGUGCUUCCAGGUGCCCGCGGGGGCCCUGAGCCCGAGCAGUGCCGCCCCGUACCAGGACUUGUACUACCCCACCAGCUCCAUGGGGCGGCUGAGUCUUGGCGUCUCGCCGUCCUGCUACGAGUGCAAGCAGCAGGGCUGCCCGAGCCUGCACGCACCCAGCGUGGUGCCCAUCCUGGGCGCCCGCAGCCCCUCGCUCAGCAGUGAGUACUACAUCCGCAUCGAAGGGCCCUCCGAGGGUCGCACCGAGCUGGACUAUGCCAUGUGCUCCUACAGCCCCAACUGUGAGUAUGGCUCCCCGGCCAAGGGGUCCCGCUGGCAAGCCAAGGGGGGCCAGGACAGUGGCACGUAUGACUCAGAUAACAGCCCCACUGGCUCCCUGACCAUGGAACCCCUGCUGGGCCCCGCCCCGCCCAGCGAGGGCUCUUGGGAGCAUCCCGAUUACUACCCCUACCAAUGCCACAGCAAGGAGCCCCCGUACUACCAGCCAUCCCCAGGCAAUGGCGCCGACCACUACCUGCUGGAGGAGGAGCCCUUGGAGGCCGGCAGCAAGGAGUGGCAGGUCCCCAGCUUCCGGAAGAACAUCUUUCAGGACCCUCUGGGCAUCUCCCCAUCAGUGAACUGUGCCUACGGCCCCCCGGGUUAUGAGGAGCCCCACCCAGCCUCCUUCGGGGGGAGGCUGCUGGAGUGUGUGGGGCAGAAGGUGGCCAGCAGGACUCAGGGCUCCAGGCUGGACUGCAUCACCCUGGAGCUGGGUGAGGAGAGCCCGUGCGGCAGCCCCCGGUGCGGGAGCAGAGAGCACGUGAGCGGGCUGGUCCCGGAGGAUGUGAACACAGAGGUGCAGAGACAGCACUGGACGUCCAACAGCUCGGCCAACAACAACAGCAGCAACUGCCCCCCGCCGCCCUGCGAGCCCCCUGCCAACGACAGCUGGUGUUACCGCCACAUGAUCACCUUCCGGGGACUUAUGGCCGAGCCCCUGGACUCGGUGCCACGUGACGAGGCCCAGCUCAGGGACGCCUUGCAGGAGAGGAGGAGCCCAUUGGUCAAGGACUUGCAGCUAGCACUGCAGGACCAGCCCCUCACCGAGACCCAUAGCUUCUGCUUGGAUCCUGGGCAGCGCAGGACCCCGAGCAACAAAGAGGACUCUUCCUCUUCCUCCUCUUCCUCCCCCCACGGCCUGGGAGACUGGGAGAGCCAUGACUCAUCCGCUUUCGACCUUUCGGAAGACACAGCGCUGGCCGGCGUUUCCGGUUCACGGCGUGCCUCCGGUGCAGCGCUCCCUACAGACUCCUCGGCCGGAGCUGCAGCCCAGAUGUGCCUGGAUGAUCCCAGCACAGUAUCAAGACAAGCCGAGAGAGGGGAGGGGAAUCACCAUGCCCAAAUGCCACAGCCAAGGGGUAUGGAUCCACCAGGGCCUGUUGAUAUGGGACAUGCCGAGACAGGGGCAGCUUGCCAGCUAUCUGAGAGCACCUCUGUGCCAGCUGAGGGGGCAGCCCUCCUGCUAAGUCCUGGGGAGUGGGCUGUCCCGUAUGCCCACACAGAGGGCAACUCUUGUGCAGACUGCACCCAGAUCCCUUCAGAGGCUUCUGAGGCAGCUGGCAAAGUGCCCGGAGACAUUGCAGUGGAGAGUGGGAAGAGCAUCACAAGUGACCUGGACCGGACCCCAGACAAGACCUUCUCCAGCACCAGCUUCCCUGACAUGGAUGACUGCAGUGACGAAGAUACGACGGAGCUCACGUCUGGUGUCUUCACUGACUUCUCCGGAGACUUCGUGGAACGAGUGGACGUGAUCCCAUCCUUCAAGUCUCUCCAGAAGCAGGUGGGGACGCCGGACUCCCUGGAAUCCCUCGACAUCCCAUCCACAGCCAGCUCCUGCGAAGUCUUCAGCCCCAUCAGCUACAUCCCCUCCAGCCAGCCCAAGGCCUUGGACAGCGGCUAUGACACCGAGAACUAUGAGUCCCCGGAGUUUAUCCUAAAGGAGCCGCAUGAGCCCAGGGAGCCAGAGACUUUCACCCACCUGGGGAAGUCGCCUGUAGGCCUGGCAGCGGGCGAAGGAGAUGUUGUGGCCUCAGAGAUGCACCUCUCCUCAUCCUUCAGCGCUGAGCUUCACGGCCUGAGCGAGAAGAACCCGUACCGCGACUCAGCCUACUUCUCAGACUACGACACCGACGCCGAGAGGUACCUCAAGGAAGAUGAGGACAGCGAUGGGUCUGAAGCGCCGGACAGGGAGGCGGGGUGCUCGCAACUGGAUGCACAAGACCUGGGAAGAGCCCCGAGCCAAAACAGUGAUGGAGAGGAGCCACCCCAGCCCCGCCACACCCCUGACAGCCCUCAGGGAGCUGCUUGCACCAUGGGGACUGGAGUUUCUGGUGUAGGCUUCUCAAUGGCAGGUGAAGGGGUGAGCCCCAGGGAAGGGAGUGUCCAGGCUGCCCACCCAGAACCAGAGCUGGAGCCGGAAGGUGCCGCCAGGGCUGAGGAGACAGCUGCAGGCCACAAACCAGACUCAGACUGCUCCAGAGAUACGACCUGGGAGGAGUGCCCUGCCAUCCCCAGCAUCCCAGCAGCGUCUGUGCCAUGCAAGUCCUUCUUCCUGUCACCCGUGGUAAUGAGCCCGGAGGGCCCAGUCCUGCUGGUCCUGGCCAAAGCUGGUGGAGAAGAACUCGUGCAGGAGGGGCUCUCAGGCCCGCUGGGUGAGGCGGUGGCUCCUAGCUCCGAGCCUGAGGGGCCAGAGCACCCGUUAGAGGAGCCAGGGGUGCGAGUGGCCCCAGAAGGGGAAGCGCAGGAGGGUCCUGGCAGGGCCCUGGCAGAAGAGUUGUCAAUAGCUCAGGGCCAGCAGUUGUCCCUCGACCUCUCCCUGCGGCCGGCCCACGCGGAGCUGCGGCCACCCGGCCCCGAGCGGCGGGAGGAGCCUGAGGAGGAGGAGGAGGAGGACACCGAGGACAGCGACGAGUCGGACGAGGAGCUGCGCUGCUACAACAUCCAGGAGCAGAGUGAGGAGAGCGAGGACGAGCCGGCUGCCGUGCCCAUUGUGGUGGCUGAGAGCCACAGUGCCAGCAACCUGCGCAGCCUGCUCAAGAUGCCCAACCUGCUGUCCCAGGCCUUCUGCGAGGACCUGGAGCGGAAGAAGAAGGCCGUGUCCUUCUACGACGACGUCACUGUCUACCUCUUUGACCAGGAAAGUCCCACUCGGGAGCUCAGUGAUCAGACGUUCCCAGAGGUCACGGCCCCUUCGCCGCAGCCCGUACAGAGCAACAGCACCAGCCCCACAGGCCCGGUGGACAGACUGAGCGCAUCUGACGACUCCUCGGAUGGCCACGCCUCUGAAGAGAGCAGUGGAUUCGAGUGGGAUGACGACUUUCCGCUCAUGCCCGUGAAGUCAUCGUUAAUGUCCUCACUGACGGUGACGCCGGUGAUGCCAGUCUCGGCCGUCCCCAGCCUUCCCUCGCUGGUCCCAGUGCAGAAGCAGGUGCUGCCGAUCCAGUUCUCCCGGUUCACCGUGUCUGCUGCGCCGGUGUCCAGGUUCUCCAUCACACACGUCUCUGACUCGGAUAUAGAGUCCGUAGGAGGCAGCAGCGAAGACGGUGACAGAGACUGAGCCUGCCCACAUGGUUGCGUGGAGGUCUCCUGGUCUCGGUGUCGGCCUCAGGGCCAAGGAGAGAGGCUGAAGGACGGGAGCCAGGCACAGCACCCGGGCUCCUGGGACCUUGCUCUAUUUUUCUAGGCAGAUUUUAUCGGAAGGAUUUUGUUUGCUGCUAGCCGGACUCGCUCCCGGUGGCACUGCAGCGAGGCGGUUGGUGAUGACCGUGCGUGUGCGUGGGUGGGUGGGUGCGUGCGUGUAUAAAUAUACAUACAUAAAUUAUAGCAUUUAAAGGGUAGCGCUGUGACCUUGCUAACAUCACUGAGUCGCCACGCUGGCCAUUUUGCGACCCAGCAGCUCACACCUCGUAGCUUCUUGCCCCGCGUCUUCCCUGGCUUCCUGAGACGAGUCCAGACUCACCCUGUUCCUGUGCCCGACUUGCUAUUCCUGCGCUUUCACGUCAGUAGAUGGGCGGGGCACUCCACCCAUGCUCUCUGCUGCAUGGGCACUUGGCUUUUUGGUCACAGGGCACUGCCCGUCUUUGGUUAUGGUCUUCCGCCUCCCUGCUGGGUGUUCGUAAUCUUUCACUCGCCCCCUCCUCUGAGCACUGUUCUGCCUUCUGCUUCUGGAGCUGUUGGGACAGGAGGGCCCAGGAUGGUGACAGCAGGGCUUGAUGGUGUUGCUGAGGUCAGGAAGGAGCCAUAGCUACGGCAGUGGCAACGCGGUCCUAGCACAGACAGCCCACGUGCCUUGGCUUGGGAAAGAGCCGUGGAAAAGCUGGGGAGAAGGCCUGGGUGGAGGCCAAACCCCCUGAGUGCCGCCCACGCCCUAGGCUGAUCGCUGGUGAUUAGAGGAAGCUCUUGACAUUUAUUUUUCUGUGAUUUACUUUUCCAGAAUUCUCUUGCUAACAGCGCUUGCCCCUUGCCUCUGAUCUCCGGCUCCCCCGCAGGGCGUCUGGUAAGAGCCCCCUAGGAGCCGCAUAGUAAGGGCAGUUUGUUUGACCUGUCCUCCUUGCGGUAGGCUGGCGUGUCCCCCCACCUGCUUUUCUCCCAGUUGUGGCCUCCCUGGGUGGGUCCCUGCCAUUCUUCUAGUGUCACUGAAGCCCAGGUGCGGCACCUGCCUGCCCCAGAAUUAUCGCUGAGUAGAAUGGUACAGGUCCAAGGACAGGGCUGGGCUGGGAGCCAGGCAUUCCCAGCUUGGACACGCACUCCCUUGACUCCUCUGUGGCCUUAGGUAAGUCACUGAGUCUCCCUGCCUCAGUUUCCCCAUCCGUAAAAUGGGGAUAAUAAUACUUGCUUGCCCUGCCUUGCAGGAGGUGAUGUGAGGAUGGCAGCCUUAAUGCCUAGCAAGUGCUCUGUUAAGUGCUAAGUAUUAUUAUCUGGCCAUGUUUCCUCCCUGAGGGAGUGCUGUACCCUAAGGUGUUUGUGAUUGCUACACAGCAGGGUUUUGCUCAUAUCGCACCUGUAAGUGGAGCCCUCUUGGCAUCGCACCCUGUGCAGUGGAAGGCAAGGCCAGGGCGCGGGAGCCCAGUGCUCUCCUUGGGAAUGGGGCUGGCAGCACGGUGCCUGGCACCAAUGGGCAUGGCCUUCGGGGCAGUUUUGUGCCAGACAUCCCAGCAGGUGGUGCGUGUCCGGAGAGCUGGUAGCCGUGUGCUCCUGAGAGGCAUCACGUGUGUCGCUAAGCGGGGGAACUGCCAUCUGUACUAUUUUUGUAAAACCGAACAAAGCUGCUGUCGACUGAACGAACUCCAAUGUGAUGUAAGUUAUUGUUGCCAAAGAGUUUAUCGCGGGGCGAGGUCUCUGUUGUUUUUUAUUUUUAUUUGUUCGAGGCUUAGGAUAAUUGUGCAAUUCCGACUUCCCGAAGGAAAAGAGACUAAAUGGAGCAGAGAGCAGCCUCGAAGUCAGGGGUUUGUUUCCUUUUGGGCCUAUAGACCAAACGCGGAGGUGAGAAAUCAGCCCCCCCAUCACUGGCCUUGCCCGCUGGCAGUCUCUGGGGAGGGCGGGGGCGUGUGGCAUCGCUGUUUGAAUUUGCUUUGUUUUCGAUCCUGUCGUGCCUGGGGAGUGCUGUGUGUUUGGCGGAGGUAGCAAACCGGGCGCCGUGCUUAGCGCGCCCCCCCCCCCCCCCCAAUGUGCAAUGGCGCUGGCUUCCAUGGGCAUUUCACUCUUGGAUUGUGACUGUGGGGCAUGAAAAGCACUUUAACUUCUCCCUCCAUCGGCUCCUCCCCCGGGUCCCUAGCUCUGCUUGCCUCCCUCUGCUCCUGGCUGGGUUGUUUCCCCUCGCAUUGCCCCGGCUACCUGCAUGGCCUGGCCCCUGUGCAGCGAGGUCGGUGGGUUUGCCAGUGUAGGAAGGCAGGGCCGCGGUGUGACCUCUGGAGCAGGCGGUGCCAGGCUGAUGGCCCGGGCCCUGCUUCGCGCUGGUGUGAGGGAUGCCCGGGACUGCCAUUUGCACAGUCACCGUUCGGAGGGGUGGUGGGAGUUCUGCACGUGCCGCUGGGAAGUAAGAGGCUGUGCCUUGCCCCCGCCCUGAUCGCAGCUCACCUCGGCCUCCCCAGCGGCCCAGCAUCCUCUGCCGGCCCGUGGCUUGGACUAGCAGCCCCAGCCCCUCCUGUUCCACGGGGCACGGGGGUUGCUGGAUGCACGUCCAUGUGGAUGUGCAGUGACCGUUCCUUCAGGCCCUGUAUGGGCCAGCCCAGAGACCGGGCCCUCGGCUUUGGCUGGGCCAUACACACUUCCCGCUAUGUGGGGCUCAGACGGGGCAGAGGCCCUGGCCCCAUCCCUCUGCGUGAGUGGUGACUGCACCCGUAGCGAUGGCGAAGCCCUGCUCCCUGGUCUGCUGCAGCGCCCUCUCCCCAGCCAGGACAGCCUUUCUCCCUCCAGGGCGGAGUCCCAGGGGCUGUGUCCUCCACUGCCAGGGGCAGCCGGUUUGAUUCUUGCCAUGUUGCUCUUGCAAGCCUGCGCCCACCCCCAGGGGAGCUCACUUACCGCUGACCACUUCUUGUCUGCACUGCCCAUAGCAUUUGGGGCUCCACUGGGCAGCUGCCUUUGUUUGCUGGAGACCAGGGCUGGCCCUUCACACUUGCCUGCCUCCCUUUUACGGAAAGGCCAAGUGCUGUUGGCAGGGGUUUGGCUCAACACUUGCAGACGUUAGGACCAGGCUAACCCAUUUACACCUGUGUCACACUCUCCAGCAGCAUUGCAUGGAGCGUGUGGGUGCUCGCUGGCUCACCCUGUCGCUGCCACGGGGGAAUGUCAGCGUCCCAGCGCACAAAGGGAGCCGCUGGCUCCUUGGUGCUUUUGCGGCAUGACGGAUUGGUCUGCACAGCAGGGAUGCGAGGCCGAGUGCUUUGCUGGCCCUGGGGCUGCACUGCUGGAGUGAUGGGAGGCAGCUGAGCAAACAGCCGGGGCUUGGAGCAAGAAGCGAUGCGCUCUGUCCCCAGGACACCAGCCUGAGCUUGCUGAACCUCCAUGGGUGCAGGACUUGAGCCCCGUGUUCUGGCGCUGACCAUGGCCAGUGCCAGCUGUCUUAGAGGAAGGUGUAAGAACCCUGGAGCAACAGCUGUUGGCUGCUCUGCCCCCCAGGUUGGGGCUCGGCGAGGCUCUCGAAGCUAGAGAGCAGCUUCAGCCCUGAAGCCGCUGAUGUCAGAUCCCUGCCAACAUUUCUGGCAGCAUAAAUGACAACGCUGGCUUGUCUGGCUCCCUAGCCAUGCCCAAGCCUUUCUUGACUGGUACGUUUGUGGGCUGCCCGACUUCCCGGGGCUACAGGCUACUUACACCGUGUGCAGAAAAUAUUUCCUGUUCGCGUGCUUGACUUCUCCACCAAGGAAUGGGCCCUUGUUCCAACCCCUCGCGUCGCUAGCCCCGUCAGUAGAAACUUAGCGUUGGCCCCUCUUAUUUGUCUCCACGCUAAGGAAGGGCCCAAGCUGCACUGCGCGUCUGCUGAGACCGCUCCUGGCCCUGCCUCAGUCUCCUUGCCCUCCUCUGGCCCCCCCCCCCCCAUGGUCUGCUGUAUCUUUUGGCUGGAAGUGUAACGAGCACGGUCCACAGGCUCCAGAUGGAGCCACCCCAGUGACUUCGAUUAGAGCAGGAGUUCUCAAACGUCCUGCACCGCGACACCCCCCUCCCUGCUGACAACAAAAAUUACUACAUGACACCGGGAAGGGGGAACCGAAGCCCGAGCCCUGCCGGGGUGAGGGGGUAGGAGGGCAAAGCUUGAGGGCUUCAGCCUGGGCGGUGGGGCUCGGCCCUUGGCUUCAGCCCCAAGCCCCAGCAAGUCCAAUGCCAGCCCUGGCGACCCCAUUAAAAUGGGGUUGCGAUCCACUGUUAAUAACCGCUGCAUUAGAGUGUCAUCCCUGCGGCUGUAGCCUAGGCCUUAUACAGCCCUCCAGUGUGUUAGUGCCUGACUGCAGCUGCGCAGGCCCUUGUGCUGUGGACGCCGAUGCCCGGCGCUGCGGGCUCAGCUGAGCCAGUUAUUCUGUCACCCAGCGACCUGCGCAAGGCGUUUCAUUUUUUUCUUCCCAUGCGCAUUCCAGCCCAUUGCAUUUGUCAGCGUGUUCCCCUGGUGUGUGUCGGGCUCACGCUCGCUCCCGCUCCUGUCCCAUCCUGACUAAAUAACUUCCCGUCAGCUGCGUAGUUCGCUAGCUCCCUGCUCACACACCCCCCCCUCCCUCGCCAGCUUAUUAAACACAUCACAGGCCUGAGGCUGGUGCCGAGAGGCCCCCUGCUCUUAGCCUUGUGCAGUGAUGCAAAGGAGCCAUGCACGCCUGGUCUGUGCGGGCAGGCGCCGAGCCAUGACAACACUUUGCUGCUCACACAUCAGGACCCUGCCCCCAAGCGUCUUUAGCAGCCUCUUGUGUAGGACCUUGUCAAAGGCCAUUUGAAAGUGGAAAUUAACGGUCACCUCUGGACACGUUCAAUGAAUUCUAGAGCUAAUGGCAGCCUCAAAGCCUGAGCAGCUGGGUUGCUCCUGGCCCUUGGCUUAUUCCCUGUCCCAUGACGGUCAGAAACCCCCGGCUGGAGCACCAGCAGCCCAGCCCUGAGUCAGCAGCUGCAUUUAUUGUCGAGCAAUAUUGACUCAAGUGCCAGCAGCCCUUUGCCACUCAAGCAGCUUACCGCACUUCAGUGCGCCACGUGGGCGUGAACUGGUGCAAGAGCCAGUGGCUGCCUUGCACGUGGGAAGACGUAGGCGGAAUAACAGUGAAAAGACUCAUCAGCAUUUAGCGUCGCCUGAGGCCCCUUUAUUUCAGCACACGGUCUUGCCAUGUGCUGCUCUUAAAUAUUCAUCAGGGCUGGAGCAGCUCAGGUGGCUCCAAAGACUGAGCACGGGGCGGGGGGGGGUGGUGGAUUAAAGCCCGGAUGAGUACUAAGCAGGUGCUUCCUUGCACCAUCAGCUUGGUGUGGUGUUUAAUUAACAGCCUCACCGCCUUGCCAGGGUGAUGGGCCAAGGCAUCGUCUGCUGCCCCAGCUGAAGCUGACUCAGCCCACAGUGUCUUGGCACCAGCUCACCCUCCCGUUGCAAACAAGCAGGGAACUGGGUCUUGGGCCUAGCGCGCCUGUCCUCCCCUGGCUGCAGCAUGACCCUCUGGGGCUUUAAUCCUGAGUCUACUCCAUGAGGCAUUUGUAAUUUAACCCUUUUUUAAAACUGCUGUCCUUCUUCGCUUGUUUGCUAACCCGCUCAAGGCUGCACCUGGAGCACCGACAUCCUGUGUGUGUGUGAGCAGUCACCUUCUUCUCACACUCACCUCCCCCCCCCCCCCCAACAGCACCCUGGGUGGGGCAAGCAUGGUGCCUUGCUUCCCAUGUGCACACCUCUCCUCCCUGCUAGCACAGAGUAGAGGCAAACUGAAAAUAAGCUAAAAUCCCCUCCUGCCCUGUGAUCCCACCCUGGCUAGGCCCUUCAUGUGCAACCACAUCUGGCUCAUUAUUGCCUAGACCAGGGAGCUGCUUUAGCUGCAAACUGCCUGCUGCUUCUCUUCCCUUGGAGAAGUAAAUAUUUUGAAUUAGUGGCCCCUCCCCACCACCUGGGAGAGUUUUUUUUUUAAAAGGCCAUGGCCCCGGUGCGCUCAAGCCCUACAACACAGCUCACAGCGGGAGGGAGCUGUGCGAGGCAAAGCAAUGGGGGAUGUGUUGAAGCAGCUGGUUUGGGGUGAGGGAGCCCCAUGGCGCAGGACAGGGGCAGCAAAGAGCAGCUGCAGGGGAGCUUGGAAGAAGCAGUGUUACUACUCCCACAGUAACCAGCCUCCCAUGCUCUCUGCCCCAGCCAGGCAGGGAGUCAGGCAUUGGAGGGUUUCUUUCAGCAUGAGGUAAGUUUUGCACUACUGUGGGUGUUAGCCACAGCCCUGCUCUGCAGAGCAACGCACCCCUGGCUGUCUAGGCCUGAAAGGUGCCUAAGGCCAAAGCAGGUGAUGGGAGGUUAGCUAAUAACUGUGCUGGGUGCAGGAACGGUUAAUCCCUUUUCAUCUCCCCGUCAUUCCUUCCUUCUGGCUCUGGGGAAAGCUAGGGGCAGACCCCCAGGGUUUGGUCUAUAGAGUCAAAAGCAUCUGCCUCUCUGGGGCAGCAUGAGGCCAGAGCUGCAUCUUGGCUAUUUUUUUUUUCCAAUCGAAAGGCUAGUACAUUGUAUAUUUUAUCAAUACGGGUCAUAAUUGCUGUAUUUUUUAUCAGUGCUGAUUUCCAUACAGCUCCCAGCAUGUGUGUCAAAUAUCAUUGGGCCAAUAAUAAAGUUUUUAAAAUAGC
Chelonia mydas (Green sea turtle) is the source of this 11789-nucleotide messenger RNA. It is a transcript of the gene LMTK1, whose product is annotated as apoptosis associated tyrosine kinase. The record is from RefSeq and is a predicted model, not a curated record. Gene Ontology annotation, biological process: brain development; peptidyl-tyrosine autophosphorylation. Gene Ontology annotation, molecular function: protein tyrosine kinase activity; ATP binding. Bases 37 to 5079 code for a protein of 1680 amino acids. The transcript is spliced from 14 exons. Lineage: Eukaryota; Metazoa; Chordata; Testudines; Cheloniidae.